ACACGUUCCAGAAGGAAACCAUAAGUACAAUAACAACUAUUAUGGGUUACAUCUGCUAGGCAACAGAUCAGACCACCAGCUGAACUAGGCCAUUGCUAUGGGUGAUGGUACGUCCAUACUGUUCGGGUGAAUCACAGGUCAAUAUGGCUGCGCUCACGUCACGUUCUUUAUCAAUGCUCUCCAUAUCUCUCUAACCAAAUCAACAGACCAGUUGGAUUAGUAUGACUUUUUAUGUAGUAGAAACUCCAAAUAACAGUGGCUCAUACAAAUUAGAAGUUUGUGGGCUGGGAAUUCAGCUCAGUGCUGCUGCCGCCUCCCUCGCAAGCACAAGGUCCUGAGUUCAGUCCCCAGUACCAAAAACAAAAGUUUGUAUCUCUUUCAUGUUGAAGUCAAAAUCCAUUUCCCGCAGUCAGGGACUCAGUUCCCUUUCUUGUCUGCCAUCCUAAGGUGUUAACCUCAUCUAGAUGGUCCAUGACUUCUUGGCUGUGAUAUAGCCAGCAGGGAGGAGGGUGUCAUAGGAAAGAUCUCCCUUUCCUCUAAGAAGCAUUUUUGCUUUCAGGCCCUUGGCAAGAGCUGGGAAUGAAGAAAUGAAAUCGAACUUGAUAGGUCUAGUUAAAAGUAAGGGUGUCUACUGAAGAAAGGGCAAUUGGACCUUGUGGCUUCUAUUCUGCGUCAUACUUAGGCUAAUCAAAUUUUCUUUCUUGAGAAUAUAAACUGAGUAGCAAAUUGGCAAUUUCAUUGUGGGAAGAUAACAACAUGUUGUCUUCCACUGACUCCUAAUGCUCGUGGGAAGCUGGAAACGACUUUUCAGGUUCCCGUCUCCAGGGGGGCAGCAGUACCUCACAGGUUUUUCUUGGGACCUGGCUAUUUCCGUAUUGAGGUAAUUUCUGUAACUGAAAUUCUACCUUUCCUAAUUCAGAAGGAUAGCAUGGCGCAACCCUCCCUGCUUACUCAAAGCAAACUGAAGCAAUCUGUCCCAGCUACACGGACCUAAUUGUGGAGACUCGGCAGAAAGAAUGGCGAUGGGGGAGCAUUCAGGCAUUUCCCCUUAGAAGGAGCACAGCAGCUAAGCUGGGAAGUUUGCGUGGCCAAGGGGCCCGCCUUCCGGGACUACGGCAACAGGGAGUAAACAUCCCAGGUGUGACCCGACCAGCAACUAUCCACCAGACCAAGUCCAGGAAGAAGAGAAGAGGCUACUGAACAGUCUGCACUCGCCCACCAGCUAGCGGAAAUGGACGAGCGGGCCGCGGGGUCCUCUGGGAAGCGGCGCCUAGGAGGGAGACGCGCCCUGCGAAGGAUUCUGGGAAUUGUAGUUCAGCUUCGAGAUCUGUAGGCGCCUGCUCCGCCCCAACGGCUCUCAGUUGUCUUUGUUACUUAGCUUGACUACUCGUUGUCGGUCCCGGGUUGGAGGAGGGCUGAGCGCGGAGACUUUUGAUUUUGAGUGCCCGGAAGGAGGGAGGCGGAGAGCCUCGGCGGAGGAAGCGCGUUCCCGGCCUCUCGGUGGACCCGAGCUGUCGUCCCCGGCCCUAGGCGGAGAAGGGAGUCUCAAUGGAUCCUGGAGGCAGAGGAUCACUUGCUGAGGACUCAGACCUUCCUGGUGCUGGAAAUGCAAAAGAAAAUUGCAUGGCUGAUGUGCUGCUGACUCCUGGGUCCCAGAAAUCCUUGAUGAUCAGGGAUAUGGCUGUGGCUCUUGCCCAGUGGGAACAGCUGGAUUCUCCUCAAGGAGUUAUGCCCAAGAAGCCUAGGAAUCUGGUCUUGCUGGGACUUCCAAUUUCCAAGCCUGAUGUAAUCUGUCACUUGGAGCAUGAGGAGCUAACAAGAGAAGUCUCAAAAGCAACCAGUCCGGACUGGAAAACAAUACCAGGAAACAGAGAGCUAACUCCAGAGAAGGACUUUUCUGAAGUUUCAGCCCCUGGGGUGUUAAUAGAAAGAUUUCCAAAGGAAGGUUCCAGUGAGUGUGUGGACUCUUUAGAGAAUCAGCAAAAAAAACAUGAAAAACAUCUAAUAAAAGAGGUUGUCACUCAGAAGAAAUUUUCUGGGGAGAGAAGUUACCAGUAUGAUGAAUUUGGAAGUUUUAAUCGGCGGUCAUUACUUGUUCACCAACAGAGAGAGAGACUUCAUAAUUGUGAUUCAUUUAAAAAGAACUUAAAGCAAAAUUCAGAUGUAAUCAGGCAUGAGAGAAUUUGUGCAGGAAAGAAACCUUGGAAGUGCAACGCGUGUGAGAAGGCCUUCAAUUACUAUUCAGCUUUUGUCUUACACCAGAGAGUUCACACAGGAGAAAAACCCUAUGAAUGUAAUGAAUGUGGGAAAGCCUUCAGCCAGAGCAUACACCUUACUCUUCACCAGAGAAUUCACACUGGAGAGAAGCCCUAUGAAUGUCAUGAAUGUGGGAAAGCCUUCAGUCACCGCUCAGCCCUUAUUCGGCAUCAUAUAAUUCAUACCGGAGAGAAGCCUUAUGAGUGCAGUGAAUGUGGGAAGGCUUUCAAUCAGAGCUCAUACCUCACACAGCAUCAGCGGAUUCAUACUGGAGAGAAACCUUAUGAAUGUAAUGAGUGUGGGAAAGCCUUCAGCCAGAGCACAUUCCUUACCCAGCAUCAGGUCAUUCACACUGGAGAGAAACCUUACAAGUGUAAUGAAUGUGGCAAAGCCUUUAGUGACCGCUCAGGCCUUAUUCAGCACCAGAGAACUCAUACUGGGGAGAGGCCUUAUGAAUGUAAUGAAUGUGGGAAAGCCUUUGGCUAUUGUUCAGCUCUGACUCAGCACCAGAGAACUCACACUGGGGAGAAACCCUAUAAAUGCAGUGAUUGUGCCAAGGCUUUCAGUGACCGCUCAGCCCUUAUCCGUCAUGAAAGAACACACACUGGUGAGAAACCUUACAAGUGUAAGGACUGUGGGAAAGCUUUUAGCCAGAGUUCAUCUCUUACAAAACAUCAGAAAACUCACACUGGCGAGAAACCCUAUACAUGUAAGGAAUGUGGGAAAACCUUCAGCCAGAGUUCGUCCCUUUCUCAACAUCAGAAAACUCAUACUGGAGGGAAAACCAAGGAAUAUGGCCAAGCCUUUAGUGAGCAUUCAGCCUUUGGCCAACAUAAGAGAAUUCAUACUGGAUAAAUGGCACAUUCAGAAUAUCAUCAUGGAGCAUUUACCAUACAUUCUGUGAGGGCUACAAAGAACUUUAAGACUUUUACAAAAGGCUAUUGAGCAGUCAUUGUUGAUGUGGGGUAUAGCUUAUUUAGACUGUGAAUGAAAGGUUUUACAUUUUAAAAAUGUCUUAAUGGAGGACACUGUAAAUUUCCCUGGGGAAAGAGGAAGUUUAUUUCUAACACUAUAAUGUGUAUGUAAGUGCCCAAACCCUUAAGAGAGAAAUAGGAUGUGUCAUGGUGGAAAGAGGACUUCUUGGCUGGACAUGGUAGUCUUACGAUGUUGAGGGCCUAAAGUUAUAAAAAGGCAAGUGAUCCAUAUAGGGAAAUUGCAGAUAAUAGAAAUAAGGGAUUGAGAAUUCCUAAUGAGUUUGUCCAGAAAUGGUGAAGUUCUCCUUCACCCUUAAGUGUAGGACACAAAAGAGAAAGAUGGGAAGGAUAGACUAAGAGAAUUGGGGCAAGAACCCAAGAAGUGUUGGUUGAGAUAUAUUAGGUCAGUGCAGCUUCUGUGAGGCUUGCUUUACUAGGAAUCUAACAGCCUAGAAGCAGAAACUGGAGAUAUUUUAUGUGUUCAGUCUGCUUUAAGCUAUCUGAAUUACCUGAGAAUAUUUAUUUAUGAAGAUUUACCUCAGUUCUAUGUAGAUUAUAUCUUAGUUUUUUUAUACCAUA
Messenger RNA from Fukomys damarensis (Damara mole-rat), 3809 nucleotides. RefSeq names its product zinc finger protein 501-like. The transcript has 5 exons. The coding region runs from base 1549 to 3111 and encodes 520 amino acids. Gene Ontology annotation, molecular function: RNA polymerase II cis-regulatory region sequence-specific DNA binding; DNA-binding transcription factor activity, RNA polymerase II-specific. The record is from RefSeq and is a predicted model, not a curated record. Gene Ontology annotation, biological process: regulation of transcription by RNA polymerase II. Lineage: Eukaryota; Metazoa; Chordata; Mammalia; Rodentia; Bathyergidae.